UAGUGGUCCGACAGGCAUGACGGUGAAGAGAAACUGGGUCACCGAUUGAAAAUCGUUUAUGUCACAGUUCUGUACGUCGCUGUUGGAUGAUUCCCAGCGCUGUUCAAUGGACAGACGGACGUCGCCGGACGGGCGUGUGUCUUUUGAUAGAAAGCCAGUUGCUUAAAGAACAACUCCCUCAGGAACGGACAUAUUACGUCAAUCUGGAUGAAACGGAGACAAGUGGAAUCAAACCAGACUAAGGCCAGAUCAAGACCAACCAGGCCAGACUGAUCCAGACACAACCAGGCCAGUCUAGGAAACGUUCAAGUUUCCAAUCCAGUUGAGGGUUCACGAGUGGAUGGAAAGAGAUGAUUUUAACACACAGGCUGUGAUGAACAUCUGUGAUGACCUGAUGGCUGACCAAAGGAUGGACAUCUCCUCUACAAUGACAGACUUCAUGUCCCCGAGCUCCACUGACCUCAUCUCCAGCUCCAUCAGCACACCUAGCAUGGACUACACUCGGAAGAGGAAAGGCAGCACCACAGAUUACCAAAUUGAUGGCUUCUCAUUUGAUGACAUGGAUCCAGACAAAGAUAAGCUAGGAAGUGACCAACAAGGCCGGAUAAAGAAUGCCAGAGAGGCCCACAGCCAGAUUGAGAAGCGUCGGAGAGAUAAGAUGAACAGCUUCAUUGACGAGCUGGCGUCCCUGGUGCCCACCUGUAAUGCCAUGUCCCGCAAACUGGACAAACUCACUGUCCUGCGAAUGGCUGUCCAGCACAUGAAGACACUCAGAGGUGCAGCUAAUCCCUACACGGAGGCCAACUACAAACCCUCCUUCCUUUCAGAUGAUGAACUCAAGCACUUGAUACUGCGGGCUGCUGAUGGCUUCCUGUUUGUGGUUGGGUGUGACCGUGGCAAGAUACUCUUUGUUUCAGAGUCUGUCUAUAAGAUUCUUAACUACAGCCAGAACGACCUGAUAGGUCAGAGCCUGUUUGACUACCUUCAUCCCAAGGACAUCGCCAAGGUCAAAGAACAGCUGUCGUCUUCUGAUACAGCCCCCCGCGAGAGGCUGAUUGACGCUAAAACUGGUCUUCCGGUGAAGACUGACAUCACACCGGGUCCAUCUCGACUCUGUUCUGGAGCCAGAAGGUCAUUUUUCUGCAGGAUGAAGUGCAAUCGGCCUUCUGUUAAAGUGGAGGAUAAAGACUUUCCUUCCACCUGCUCAAAGAAAAAAGUGGACCGAAAGAGCUUCUGCACCAUCCACAGUACGGGCUACUUGAAGAGCUGGCCGCCCACCAAGAUGGGUCUCGACGAGGACAACGAGCCCGACAAUGAGGGGUGCAACCUGAGCUGCCUGGUGGCCAUUGGCAGGCUGCACCCCCACAUCGUCCCCCAAUCCAGCCUGGCUGAUAUCAGGGUGAAGCCCACAGAGUACGUCUCCCGGCACGCCAUCGACGGCAAAUUUGUCUUUGUUGACCAGAGAGCCACAGCCAUCCUGGCGUAUCUGCCCCAGGAGCUGCUGGGAACUUCGUUCUAUGAAUAUUUCCACCAAGACGACAUCGGCCACCUUGCGGAGUGCCACAGACAAGUGCUGCAGAUGAGAGAAAAGAUCAGCACCAACUGUUACAAAUUUAAGAUCAAAGACGGCUCCUUCAUCACACUGAGGAGCCGAUGGUUCAGCUUCAUGAACCCUUGGACCAAGGAAGUGGAGUACAUUGUCUCCACCAACACUGUGGUUUCGUGUCCUGUGAUGGAAGGAUCAGACUACCCUCAGUCCGCUGCCUCACCACAGAGCAUGGACAGCGUUCUCACGUCAGAAGGUGGAGGAAGGCGGGCACUGCAGGCGGUGCCUGGCAUUCCUGGUGGGACACGGGCAGGAGCUGGAAAGAUCGGCCGUAUGAUUGCAGACGAAGUGAUGGAGAUCCAGAGGAUUCGAGGCUCCUCCCCCUCCAGCUGUGGGUCAAGCCCUCUGAACAUCACCAGCACGCCGCCGCCUGACACCUGCUCACCCGGUGGCAAGAAGAUUCAGAACGGAGGCACGCCUGAACUGCCGAGCACUGGGAUCAUUCCCGGACUGGAUUCUGUGGGUUAUCCGUACUCCAACCAGUCCAUCAUGAGUGAGAACUCGCACCUGAGUAUUGACAUCAUGGACGAACCCGGGUCCAGCAGCCCCAGUAAUGACGAGGCGGCCAUGGCGGUCAUCAUGUCACUGCUGGAGGCGGACGCCGGCCUGGGUGGGCCCGUGGACUUCAGCGACCUCCCUUGGCCUUUGUGAGAUCUGAUACUCUCUGGAGCCACCGGCAGAAAGAGUUUGGCCCGGCUGCCUCUCCACAAUCCACUGCAAACACUGUCCAUCUUAACAAACCAGUCCAGGAUCACGGUUUCAAACUUCAGUGCAUCUUCGUUUGUGAGAGGCGUUAUUUUGCAAACCCGUAACGGCGUGUUUUCAUCACAUACGAUGGCGUCUCUCACGGCAACACGUGAUGGACGUUUACAUUAAAAUCCUAAAGCCGUGUCUUAAGGUGGCUGUCUGAGAGGGGCAGGAUGUGAUGUCACACAGUCGGCUCCUCGAUGCCGAUUGGAUGGUCACAAACUGGACAAUGUUGAUGGCAGAAUGGAACGCGGCUUUAAGUUUAUUUAAUUAAGAGAAAAUAAUAAUUUUGCAGUGUUUGUUGAACAUUAUGACUGAAUUUUGUCAAACGGCGGUUCUGCUUCCCGUUUGACCGGGUCAGUGACCCAGAACAAACGCAGGAGUCCUACGCUAUUCCAGGACCAUGGAUGUUGUGCGGUGUUGGCGCAGUGGGAGGAGACAUUCAGUUUCUCCCGCCUGCUUGGAAAAGUCCGUUCACAACCAGUAGGAGCCACCAGAUCUGAGACGAAAAAUGUUCCUGAUUUGUUUGGCCCUCAAAGGAAAAAACCCAAACCACUUCCUGUUUGAUGAAAUCUCAAGUUUAAGUUUCUCAUUUCCUCCGCGUUACUCUGAGCUCACGUCUGUGAAGUGAGAUGCAUUUAAAAAAAAAAAAAAAAAAUCUUGAGAAUGUCGUAUGUUCAUGCAAUUAAGAUAAAAUUGCAAGAACGAGCUGGUGCGCUGUUGUUUAAAACGGUUGGCAGGUUCUUUUGCACGUUUUUGCUGUGCGAAGUGUUUAAAAAGUAACGGAGGAAGCGACGUAAACGCUGCGAUUUGUGCAGAAGCAGAGUUAUCUCUUCUAUCCUCACAAAAAGCCGGGAAACGUUCUUCACUGCCAUUUUCCUGAGGUCUGCACCACCUACAGGUGAACUGGUGCUGUUAGUGUCAUUAUCAUUCACAUGCAAACACAUUCUCCUGGACUCUUGCAUGGUGUCCACACGAAGCCCUUAGAGACGGCUGAGCGGGGACCGUCGUCACUACCUGAGCUUGAAUUUUGUCCAAGAAGUCUUUCAGCUGGAGUCUUUGGAACUCGUUGCGUUGUCGGAAGCUAAAAAUACCUCUGAGAUGAAUUCUACUGCAGCAACUAAUGACUUAUUUUUACAGUCCUGCAGCUACUCUAGAACUUUGGACUCUUUAGAACUUCACACAGAUGUACUGUGGCCACAUGAAACCUUCAAUGCAAACUACCUUUUGAGUCUGAGGGCUACUUCUAGACGGGUCGAGUGUCGAAACGGAUAAACGUAAGAUGAUGAAGAGAUGAGAAGCCAGCAGAAUCCACGGCGAUAGAACUAAUCCUUGAAAAGUGAGACUACAGGGUCAGGAGGGAACACGAGUCUGCUAGGUUUCCUCCACCAUGGUUAACUUCCUCAACAUAAGCUGUUAAGCUCACCUCCAAAGUCUCUCGCGUGUGGGGUGCCACUUUUGGGCAGCAUCAAAGUCAUCUUUGUGUCGGGCGCCGCUUUUGGGCACCUCCAAAGUCGCCCCCACAUGCGCUGCCGCUUUUGGGCAGCAUCCAAGUCACCCCAUGUCUGGAGCCGCUUUUGGGCAGCCAAUAGUCAGCUUGAUCAGAGGUUGGUGGAUCAAUAAUCUUACUGGAAAAUUCAUUUUCUUCAGUGUGCAGAUUCUCCAGAAUGCACCUGGAAAGUAACUCCAUGUCUAAUUAUUUUUUUAAUUGUCGGGGGCUGUCCUUACAAGAAUCAAGUUUCAAGUUAUGAGAACAAAAUCUUUGAGCGUGGCGGCAAAGAUGUAAAGUUGCAAGAAUAAAGUUUGGAACAUUGGACGCCACAAGUAUUAAACAUUUGACUUAUUUUUUAUUUUCUUGCCAAACUUGAUUUUCAUGAAUGUAAUCUCGUAUAAUUGCAACUUUAUUCGCAUGUCUUUUUUUUUUUAGCUUAUGAAAAGUUUGCAUCAACAACUCAUGCCCAUAAGAGAUAAUUUUGUGAAUACAUAUUUAAUACCUCUUACAGGACAGACAAUAUAAAUUUUAGUUAUUACUUUGGAGUCCAAGUAGCACUGCACAUUAUCCCCUCCCUCUCUGAGCACUUUUGUUUUUUUAAAGUCACUUUUACAGCAUCCUGUUUAAAAAAAAAAAAAAGACAACUUUGCAGGAUGCAGAAUGGUCCACACUGUAACAGAAGCGUUAGGCUCCGCCCCGUCCUCUGAUCAUCCUGAGUUUUCUCCAUCUUACCCAUUUUAGUGGUUCUGUCUGUUUCUAUGCUUCACACUACGUGUUGCCCCUGUUAUCCCUCCCCCCACUAAAAAAAAUGUAUCAAAUCUUUAAAUAUUAUCAUGUUAAGAGUAUACUUUAUGCAAAUAUCUAUGAUGAGUGUAUUGUAUGUAUCAGCAGUGAAAUAUUUUUAAAAUAAAAUUGUUUCUGUUAUUGUG
Messenger RNA from Thalassophryne amazonica, 4774 nucleotides. Its product is annotated as aryl hydrocarbon receptor nuclear translocator-like protein 1. Gene Ontology annotation, biological process: circadian rhythm; regulation of transcription by RNA polymerase II. The transcript has 20 exons. Gene Ontology annotation, molecular function: RNA polymerase II cis-regulatory region sequence-specific DNA binding; DNA-binding transcription factor activity, RNA polymerase II-specific; protein dimerization activity. Bases 341 to 2257 code for a protein of 638 amino acids. NCBI's taxonomy places the organism in Eukaryota, Metazoa, Chordata, Actinopteri, Batrachoidiformes, Batrachoididae. Gene Ontology annotation, cellular component: nucleus; aryl hydrocarbon receptor complex; cytoplasm. The record is from RefSeq and is a predicted model, not a curated record.